Lodderomyces parapsilosis is the source of this 1602-nucleotide messenger RNA. Its product is annotated as chaperonin-containing T-complex subunit. The record is from RefSeq and is a predicted model, not a curated record. Gene Ontology annotation, biological process: protein folding. Gene Ontology annotation, cellular component: chaperonin-containing T-complex. The transcript has a single exon. Gene Ontology annotation, molecular function: ATP hydrolysis activity; ATP binding; ATP-dependent protein folding chaperone. Lineage: Eukaryota; Fungi; Ascomycota; Pichiomycetes; Serinales; Debaryomycetaceae. Bases 1 to 1602 code for a protein of 533 amino acids.
AUGACUUCGGUAGCUAGACCACAGCAAGCACCAUCCAAUGCUACCUUCAAAGAUAAGGAAAAGCCUCAAGAAGUUCGUCGAGCUAAUAUCCUUGCAGCUAGAGCUGUAUCUGAUGCAAUUAGAACCUCAUUGGGCCCAAAGGGAAUGGACAAGAUGAUCAGAACAAAUAAGGGUGAAAUUAUCAUUUCCAAUGAUGGUGCAACUAUCUUGAAGCACAUGGCAGUGUUACACCCAGCUGCCAAAAUGCUUGUUGAUGUAAGUCAUGCACAAGAUGUUGAGGCCGGUGAUGGAACAACAACCGUUGCCAUUUUAACGGGGGCUUUACUAGGAGCUGCAGAGAGGCUAUUAAAUAAAGGCAUACAUCCCACAUUGAUUGCUGAGUCUUUCCAAAGAGCUGCCCAACGUAGUGUUGAAAUACUUUUGGACAUGGCAUCAAAAAUCAAGUUGGACGAUAAAGAAUUGUUGAUUAAAGCAGCUUCCACAUCAUUGAGCUCGAAGAUUGUUUCGCAACACUCACUGUUGUUGGCUCCGUUGGCAGUGGACUCUGUCUUGAAGGUGAUUAACAAAGAACAGGACAAUGUCGACUUGAAUGAUAUCCGUUUGGUAAAGAAGUUGGGUGGUACGAUCGAUGACACCGAGUUGAUCAAUGGGGUUGUUUUAACCCAAAAUGUUGUAAAAAGUGCCGGAGGACCUACUAGGAUAGAAAAAGCCAAAAUAGGAUUGAUUCAGUUUCAAUUGUCACCACCAAAACCAGAUAUGGAAAACAAUGUUGUUGUCAAUGAUUACAGACAAAUGGAUAAAAUCUUGAAAGAGGAAAGAGCAUACUUGUUGAACAUUUGUAAAAAGAUAAAAAAGGCCAAAUGUAACGUAUUGUUGAUACAAAAGUCUAUUUUGAGGGAUGCCGUUAAUGACUUGGCCUUGCACUUUUUAUCAAAGUUGAACAUUAUGGUGAUCAAAGAUAUCGAAAGAGAUGAGGUUGAAUUCUUAUCCAAAGCUGUCGGAUGCAAACCAAUUGCUGAUGUUGACAAUUUCACUGAAGAUAGGUUAGGCUCUGCCGAUUUGGUUGAGGAAAUUGAAAGUUCUAGUUCAAAAAUUGUUCAGAUAACUGGAAUCACUUCAAAAAACACCCAGCCUACUGUUUCCAUUGUUGUGCGAGGUGCAAACAAUUUAGUUGUUGAUGAAACAGAAAGAUCGUUACACGAUGCAUUGUGCGUUGUGAGAUGCUUGGUUAAGGAGAAAGCCUUGAUCGCUGGAGGUGGUGCGCCAGAAAUUGAAGUUUCAAGACAAUUGAUGAAGGAGUCAAACAAAUUGUUUGGUGUUGAACAAUUUGUUUAUCAAGAGUUUGCUCUUGCGUUAGAGGUGAUACCAACUACGUUGGCCGAAAAUGCUGGAUUGAAUCCAAUAAAUGUUGUUACCGAUUUAAGGAACAGACAUGAAAAUGGGGAAAAGAAUGCAGGAAUCUCGGUAAGAAGAUCAGGUGCUUCAAACACAUUUGAUGAGCACGUAUUGCAGCCAGUUUUGGUCAGUACAAGUGCCAUCGUAUUGGCUUCAGAAUGCGUGAAAUCUAUUUUGCGAAUUGACGAUAUUCAAUUCAGUCGUUGA